Molecule: messenger RNA, 937 nt
Organism: Cucurbitaria berberidis CBS 394.84
Lineage: Eukaryota; Fungi; Ascomycota; Dothideomycetes; Pleosporales; Cucurbitariaceae
Exons: 1
Coding region: 198-731 (177 amino acids)
Source: RefSeq, a predicted model, not a curated record
GACUAGUCGGCCCUAGGCACGACCUAACCACUACCUGGUCCAUACAUACACUUACUUACUUACUUUGACGACGGUAUCAUCUGCAAAUACCCAACGCCGUCGUCCCAGUCGCUCCUUCCUCACCGCUUCCACGCCGCGGGAAUCUCGGGAAGGCGCCACUGGACGACUAUUGCAGAAGGCGCCCAUUGCAGUCGACCAUGCAGAAGACGAUGCAGAAGCCCAUGCAGAACAAGACGACGCUGCAGAAGACCAUGGUGGCAUCCGCCCCAUCCGCCCGCAUACCGGUCUUUUACCGUCUCGUCUUCCUCUGGCUCGAGCCCGUCUCGAUCCUCACCGGCGCCGUCUACGCCCACUUCCUCCCCUCCGUCUACCUCGCCCUGACGCAUGCAGCCAGCGCGCCCACGACGAUGCCCGUCUCAACAGCCAUCAUCAUGACCCAACUCGCCAACCUGUACCUUGGCCUUGGGCUGCUCGAAGCCACGGUGCUGCGCUCCACAUGCGACAGCAAAGUAUGGUCAAGUUUCAUCAUGGCCCUGCUGGUGGCGGAUCUCGGCCACCUGUAUUCCGUCAGGCUGCUUGGGUGGCAGAUUUACUGGGCCUGGUCGACGUGGAAUGCGAUUGAUUGGGGCAAUGUGCCGUUUGUCUAUUUCCUCGCUGGGACACGCCUCUGCUUCCUCUUGGGCGUGGGCUUCACCAGCAAGAGUCACAGUGCGAGGGUGAAACUAUCGUAAAUGGGAACCCGACCAGGGCGAGAGACAGGGGGAGGGGAGGUUAGCCGAUCCCAUCUCCCGCCUGCGCAUGUAUCACAAUCCCACCACAUACCCCUUAUCGGGACUAAAAAGGCUCCAAACUUGGGUGUAUGUAACAAAUACGAUUCCUUCUCGGCAAAGUCGUGGCAGCAGCAGCCACUUUUCCCUACCCCAGACCCACUCCCCGA